AUGAGCCUGGAGAACAAGACGAUGAUCACGGAAAUCAUUCUUCUAGGAUUUUCCGCAGAUUUCAGGACAAAGGUCGUCCUGUUUGUUGUGUUCUUGGUGAUCUACGUGGCGACUCUUGUAGGAAAUUAUCUUAUAAUCAUCAUCAUUAUUAUUAAUCCUCAUUUACGAACUCCAAUGUACUUUUUCCUCUGCAUUUUGUCCCUUCUGGAUCUGGGCAAUUCCUCGUCGGUUGUCCCGAGGAUGCUUUACCACUUACUCUCCGCUCAGAGAUCCAUAUCAUUGGGAGCUUGCACUCUUCAGUUCUACACCAUUAUGCUCAUGGGAGGUACCGAGUGUCUUCUUCUGGCCCUCAUGGCGUAUGACCGAUACGUCGCCAUAUGUCGGCCUCUCCGUUACCCCGUUGUCAUGAGAUGGAGUGUUUGUUAUCGGCUUACAGCCUUGUUGUUGAUCAUCAGCUUCUUCCUAUUUGUUUUUCCAUCGCUUUCCUCGCCUAUGGCUCUGUGCAAUCCCAACCGGGUCAACCAUUAUAUGUGCGAGCUCCUGGCCAUCAUAAAACUGGCGUGCGUCCACGUCCGCUCGAGUGAAGUCUCCAUACUUGUUUUGUGUUUCACUAGCAUCCUUCUCCCUUUUGUCUAUAUUAUUGUGACGUACGGCUGCAUUAUCGCAGCAGUGUUACAGAUCAAAUCCGCCGGCAGGUCCAAGGCUUUCUCCACAUGCACCUCUCACAUCUCUGUGGUGGCCUUGUACUUUGGGACUGGGAUGGUGAUGUACUUUGGAUCCUCAUCAGACUACUCCACGAGCCAAGGGAAAUACAUUUCUGUUUUUUAUAAUAUCGUAUGCCCGAUGUUAAACCCGAUCAUAUACAGUCUGAACAACAAAGAAGUAAAAGAAACAAUAAAGAAACUUUGUAUUUCAUCAAUAAGCAUGACAUCAUAA
Messenger RNA from Nanorana parkeri, 936 nucleotides. Its product is annotated as olfactory receptor 2F1-like. The record is from RefSeq and is a predicted model, not a curated record. Gene Ontology annotation, cellular component: membrane. Gene Ontology annotation, molecular function: olfactory receptor activity; G protein-coupled receptor activity. Gene Ontology annotation, biological process: G protein-coupled receptor signaling pathway. The coding region runs from base 1 to 936 and encodes 311 amino acids. The transcript has a single exon. NCBI's taxonomy places the organism in Eukaryota, Metazoa, Chordata, Amphibia, Anura, Dicroglossidae.